Messenger RNA from Verticillium dahliae VdLs.17, 1215 nucleotides. RefSeq names its product ichthyin. Gene Ontology annotation, molecular function: magnesium ion transmembrane transporter activity. Gene Ontology annotation, cellular component: membrane. Gene Ontology annotation, biological process: magnesium ion transport. NCBI's taxonomy places the organism in Eukaryota, Fungi, Ascomycota, Sordariomycetes, Glomerellales, Plectosphaerellaceae. The record is from RefSeq and is a predicted model, not a curated record. The coding region runs from base 1 to 1215 and encodes 404 amino acids. The transcript is spliced from 7 exons.
AUGAUGCUGGAAGAGAAGUACAUUGGCCUGGCGCUAGCCAUAGCAUCCAGUUUGGCAAUUGGUGUUAGCUUUGUGAUCACGAAAAAGGGACUCAUGCAUGCGGAAGAACGACACGGCUUCGAAGGUGAUGGCUACGUCUACUUGAAGAGCCCGAUAUGGUGGGCGGGAAUUUCGACACUGGUUCUUGGAGAGAUUUGCAACUUUGCCGCCUACGCCUUUGCGCCAGCCAUUCUCGUCACGCCCCUCGGCGCCCUGUCUGUCCUGAUCGGAGCCGUCCUCGGAUCCUACUUCCUCAACGAGCAGCUCGGCAUUUUGGGCAGGCUGGGAAGCGCCAUCUGUCUUCUCGGUGCCGUUAUUAUCGUUCUGCACGCCCCGCCUGAUGAGGACAUCCAGACCAUAGACCAGAUUCUGCACUAUGCCAUCCAGCCCGGUUUCCUGUUCUACGUUUUCGCCGUCAGCGUCUUCGCCAUCGUCAUGAUUUACAAGGUUGCUCCCGUCUACGGAAGGAAGAGCCCCCUCAUCUACCUCCUCAUCUGCUCGACCGUCGGCUCCGUCUCGGUCAUGUCGGUCAAGGCCUUUGGCAUUGCCCUGAAGCUCACCUUUGCCGGCCAUAAUCAGUUCUCACACCCCUCGACCUACGUCUUCAUGAUCUUGACCACCGUCUGCAUCUUGACCCAGAUGAACUACUUCAACAAGGCGCUUGCUCACUUCCCCACCAAUAUCGUCAACCCCCUCUACUACGUUACCUUCACGACCUUUACCCUCUGCGCCUCUUUUAUCCUCUUCAGCGGCUUCAACACGACCGACGUUGUCAACACACUCUCCCUCCUCAGCGGAUUCCUGACAACAUUUGCCGGCGUUUACCUGCUGAACCUCUCGAGGUCGGACCCCCACGGCCAGAAGAUGGUCUCUGGCCGCGGCGGCCCCGACGCCACCGGUACCGACAUGGUCUCGAGCAUACAGACCCGUCUCAGUCUGCAGGCCAGGAGGAGCACGGAUCCCCGGCACAGCAUGAGUAGCCACCACGGCGACACGACGGGCCUGAUGCGGGCCUACGACGAGGAGGCGGGUGCCGAGUUUGGCCUCACCGACCUGGCCGAAGACAGCGACGACGACUCGCAGACGGGCCGCGUCAACGGCAACACCAACGCCAACGGCAAGUCAAGAGGCCAUAACGAGAUUGAGAUGCAGCCUCAGAGGUCACACGACCGAUAA